Theobroma umbraticum is the source of this 894-nucleotide messenger RNA. Its product is annotated as ATP-dependent helicase/nuclease subunit. The record is from RefSeq and is a predicted model, not a curated record. NCBI's taxonomy places the organism in Eukaryota, Viridiplantae, Streptophyta, Magnoliopsida, Malvales, Malvaceae.
AUUUCCGGAAUGCUAUAGCAACUGGUUCUCUGCCAUGCAAUAGAGAAAGGUCUUGUAUAAAAUCCCUGCCUUGGCUCAAAUGGUAACUGGCUCUUGAUUUCAACAAAGGAUGAAGAUGACUUGAAGCGGGCGCGUAAAGCUAAAAUCCACCAAAACGGUGUCGUUUCGCGCACCGGACAAAAUCCAAAACCUUUUAAAACGAACAGGGGGCUGCCGCUGUUGCAUCCUGUUCCUCCAUCGUAAAAACUGGAAAAUAGAGAACAGUGAGAGGAAAAUGGCGAUGAAUUCGGUGAAAUGGGGAUAUGUCCGUAUCAUCACCGGCACCAUUCUCGGCGGCGUCCUCGGCUUCUACGUCAUGCACCGCGUCGAAGUCGGCUACAAGGAAAAAAUGAAGGAGAGAUUGAGGCAAUAUGAAAGUGAAUUGAAGAAGAAAGAGAAGUUAAAUGAGCUUGAAGAUUCCAUCUAGCUCUUUUUACAGGACAUGUCCAUUGGUGGUCAAUCCAAACAAAACUAAUUUGUCGGAAUGUUCUAUCAAUCUACCGUGCAAAUUUUAACAUGACGACGAAAACUAGUAUGCCACUUUGAUUUAUUAAAGAUGGUGGGAUUGCGGAACUGAAAGUUUUGUUACAUAAAUGCUAUGAAGUAGGCUUUUUUUUUUUCCGAAUCAGAAAAGAUGGGGUUUUAGGGUUUAACGUUUAGAGUUUAGGGUUAUCUCAGUUGGUCAUUUUGAAUUUGAAUACCUCUGCCAAUCCCCUGCUGCUUGUGUCUUACUUCAAUGAUCAUGCUCAACUGGAUGUGGUUUGACAUCUCAGUUGAUCCUUGUGGUUUGAUCUAUUAUCGGUAUAUGGAUUUUAUACAUCUUGUAAUCUUGUUAAAAAUAUUUAUUUUUAAAAA